GCCCUCCUGUAUGGCUGCCUCAUUUCUCCUCUCCCUCCCAGAGCCCAGCUGCUGUCAUUUUGUGCCCUGCCGAGGAGGCAGGAACUGCACUGACAGCAGGAGUGAGAGGCAGGACAGAGUCGUGGGGCACAGAGAGGGAUGGAGAGGGAGAUGCCAAGACCAGGUGACCAUGAGUCCCAGAGAGAGGGCUGAGAAGCAGGGUGAGGGGUGGUGAGAGCCUGGAGGAGAGGUGGGCAAAACCAAGGAGCAGACAGAGAAGGCUUGUGGGUCACAGAGCCACUCAGCCAUGCUGGGAGCAAAGCGACACUGGCCACCAGGUCCCUCACUCAGCCCCAGGCUGACCUUGGCCUUGACACUUCUGGCCCUGAGGACCGGGUGGGCCCAGGAGGGGACAGAGCCAGUCCUCCUGGAAGGUGAGUGCCUGGUGGUCUGUGAGCCCAGCCGAGCUGCUGCAGGGGGGCCAGGGGGAGCAGCCCUGGGAGAGGCGCCCCCUGGAAGAGUUGCAUUUGCUGCAGUCCGAAGCCACCACCACGAGCCAGCAGGGGAGAUCGGCAAUGGCACCAGUGGAGCCAUAUACUUCGACCAGGUCCUGGUGAACGAGGGCGGUGGCUUUGACCGGGCCUCAGGCUCCUUCGUGGCCCCUGUCCGGGGCGUCUACAGCUUCCGGUUCCAUGUGGUGAAGGUGUACAACCGCCAGACUGUCCAGGUGAGCCUGAUGCUGAACACAUGGCCUGUCAUCUCGGCCUUUGCCAACGACCCAGACGUGACCCGGGAGGCAGCCACCAGCUCUGUGCUACUGCCCCUGGACCCCGGGGACCGGGUAUCUCUGCGUCUGCGUCGAGGGAAUCUGCUGGGUGGCUGGAAAUAUUCAAGCUUCUCUGGCUUCCUCAUUUUCCCACUCUGAGGACUCAAGCCUUUCAAGGACGGAAAUCUAGCCCCUGACCCCUGCCCUCUGCCCUCUCCUGCCCCAGAAGUAGCAUUUUUAGGGCAAGAGAGAGACUCCCUCUGGCUGCCUUUAUUCCACGUCCUUGCAUGGGACCCUGUGCCAAACGUCCAAGGUGAAGAGUAGAGCUCUGGUGUCUCGGGACCUGCCCCUCUUAACCUACCCCUCACAGUUGCCUCUCACUGCAUCUCUUUCUGCCUGCAGCCGUAGGAUCAGGGCAGGGUUUGGCAGGUAGGGAGGCCUGUGCUACUUUGCAGACUCUGCUCCUCCUAUCCCCCAACUCCAACCCAGCUUCCUGCUCAGUGCUAUUUGGGAACAGGUGGUACAGGUGAGCCUGACAGGCCCCUACAGGGGACCAGAUGGACCAGCCUCAGCAUACCCAGCAGGCUCCUUCCUGUGAGGAGUGCCAGCAUCACAGAUCUCGGCCAGCACAGUCAGAAGCUGAGCCAGCACUGUGUGGACUAGAGCAAGAGGGAGACUCAGCCAGUAGCAGAACUGUGGGGAGGGCCACAGAGCAGCCCAGAGCCUGUGGCUGUUGCGGCAGGAAGGGGGCAUGCACCCAGCCUGAACACAGUAUACAUUUUUCAUGUACAUCGGGGCAGCCAGCAGACGGUGAACUGGGCGUCUAUUUGUGGCAGAUCCCAGAUGGACUCUGGCCUUCAUCUCCCCACCCAAGACAUGGGUGUGUAUGUUUGCUUUGGCCGAGAGUGGGUAUACAAAGGUUCCUUUGGCAGCUGGAGGUGGAAGUAGGUCACAUGUGGGCAACUGUAGAUCUCCAGGCAUGGAACACAUCAAUGACCGUGGCCCCCUCCUAGAACUGCUCCACCUUUGUAGUAAGUUCAAUCACUUCAUGCUCUGACCACCACCUCCUUCCUCCCAGCUCUCUCAGGGACCUUCACUGUACCCGUCCCACACUAUCCCACAACCUCUCUUCUUUCUCCUGACUUGUGCUGUCUUAUCCUCCUCCUUAAAAUUCCUUGGAUUCCAUAAUUCAUCCUUUCAACCACUCUCCUGCCAGUAUUAUAAACUCUGUCUCACCUCUCUGUCCCAUUGGCCCAGCAUGGAUGAAUCUAUCAAUAAAGUAAUUAGAGAAUGAU
Molecule: messenger RNA, 2040 nt
Organism: Physeter macrocephalus (sperm whale)
Lineage: Eukaryota; Metazoa; Chordata; Mammalia; Artiodactyla; Physeteridae
Gene: CBLN3
Product: cerebellin 3 precursor
Exons: 3
Coding region: 287-904 (205 amino acids)
Biological process (GO): maintenance of synapse structure
Cellular component (GO): glutamatergic synapse; synaptic cleft
Molecular function (GO): protein binding
Source: RefSeq, a predicted model, not a curated record